Messenger RNA from Folsomia candida, 1392 nucleotides. RefSeq lists its product as uncharacterized. The coding region runs from base 1 to 1365 and encodes 454 amino acids. The transcript is spliced from 6 exons. Lineage: Eukaryota; Metazoa; Arthropoda; Collembola; Entomobryomorpha; Isotomidae. The record is from RefSeq and is a predicted model, not a curated record.
AUGCGUAGAACGGAAAGUUUAGACCAUUUAAAUCAUAAGCAACACCAAGAGCAGAGCAAGAAAAGAUCAAACAGAUCCAAAUCCAAGCCUAAAUCAGCUCGCAAAUCUCAUCAUCAUGCAGGGAGAUCCCCUUCCAUCGUCAGACUUUUAACCUACGACCCUAGUUUUGAAGAAUUCGAUACUGCGAAAUAUGAAGGCGAAGUAAAUUAUUAUAGGAAGGCAAAAGUCACCAAUCUCAAGAGCAUUGUUGCCGGAACUUAUAAUAAAACUAGUCGAAUCACCACCACCACCGAGGACGAGAAGGAUAAACCAUCCACGAAUAAUGAAUCGUUGCUGCAAAUACUGAAAGCACCUACCGUCCCCACCUCGGUGUCAACUUCCCCCUUCGAGAGAGAGGAGUUGGACCAUAAUAGACACAGUGGAAUUGGUGAUAAUGGUGAUAAUUUUCAUGACGACGAUGACGAUGAUGAUAAUGAUUACGACGUAUCUGAAGUGGAAACUGUGCUGCACAUUCCAAUUAAGAAAGAUGGUCAUGUCCCCUCACCACCCAAAAAUGACAGAUUGGUCAGUGGUUCUUCACAUUUUGAGAAGAAUAAUACCACCCCCUCAAAUCUUUGGGGUUCUUCCUCCACGAAUUUCGACCCCCCACAUCCCACCUCGUCCACAGAAUCCAUAAAAUUCUCCCUGGACGAACUUGACGAGUGGGAGACAAUUUUUACAAAAACUUACAAAGAGGAACAAACCUCGAUAGAAAAGUCGCAUGUCGAACCUUGGCGAAAGUUGGAGCAACUCUAUAAUCUCUACCGCUCCUGGGUUCUAGACCUUUACGAACAACUGGACAAAUUUUACGACACGUUUGAAGAAUUCCAAUCUGCCACGGAAUUUGAUCGGAGAGAAUUUUCCCAAGAAAUCCAUAACUUACAAACACAGCUUUAUAACUCACAGUUAGAAAUCUGUCAUGAAAGGGGGAAAGUGGAAAUGAUAGAGAAGGAUAAUCAUCGACACGUUAAAAUUAUUGAGAAACUUAAAGCCACAGUAUCCAACCUAAAAUUGGCAGAAGCAGAAAAAUUGCAGCAUUUGGAAAAAGUUCAGAAUGACGAGGUAAAAGCUGAACAAAUCGCCUUGGAGCAAUGUAGAGCAAAAGUUUUCUUGAAAGAAAGGCACAUACAAAAGCUAAAUAUCGAAGAGCAGGCCAUGAAAUGCAGAAUACGAGCGAGCCAACGGGAAGAAUCUCAUCUUCAAAGCCAACUUACCAAGUUGCGAGCCGUGGUGAUGACGAUGGAAAAUCGAGUUCGGGACGUGAGACGUGCCGAGGAUAAAGAAUUGGACGAAUGCUGGAGGAAUCUUAGCUCUGGAGCAGAUUGAGACUCGAAUGGUUGGACUUUCAUAACA